GCUAACUCCAUGAUGUCCGAGAAAAAGGAUGAAGUCGGCCAUACUCAAACCGAAAGUCGUGUCCUCCAGCAGUGUCGGCAUCCCUUUAUGAUUCAGCUUCGCUACGCUUUCACAACUCCAGAUCACCUUUGUUUCGUAAUGGAAUACGUAAACGGCGGCGAACUAUUUUUCCAUCUCUCUCGCGAGCGCAUCUUCUCAGAGGCACGAACUCGAUUUUACGCAGCUGAGAUUACUUCAGUGCUUGGUUAUCUGCACACGAGAAAUGUUGUAUAUAGCAGAGAUCUUAAGUUAGAAAAUCUACUUCUUGACAGGGAUGGCCAUAUAAAGAUAGCUGAUUUCGGACUAUGCAAAGAGGAAAUGCCUUAUGGAGCCCUAACCAAAACCUUCUGUGGUACACCUGAGUAUUUAUCUCCUGAAGUCUUACUGGACAACGAUUAUAGUUAUCAAUUGUAUUAUAGAAAGAUUUUUCCCAUUUAA
This is a messenger RNA of Protopolystoma xenopodis, 477 nucleotides long. The record is from the annotation of a GenBank genome assembly. Lineage: Eukaryota; Metazoa; Platyhelminthes; Monogenea; Polystomatidea; Polystomatidae.